AUGAUUGUGACCGCGACCUUCCUGCUGGGCCUGGCGUACACCAAGCCGAUGGUAUUCGCGCUGGUGGUGUUUGUGGGAUUUCUGAUCCUAGCCCUGUUCAAGUACAACUUCCGCCACUGGCAACGGGAAAAUGUCCCCGGACCGAAGCCUUCCCUGCUGACGGGCAAUCUGGGACCUACCCUGACCAUGAAGAAGCACAUCGGUCAACUGUGCGAGGAGUGGUACAAGGAGUUCCCCAACGAACCCUUCAUCGGUUACUUCAAGGUGUUCAAGCCGGCAGUCAUGCUGCGUGACCCGGACCUGAUCAAGAGCGUACUGGUCAAGGACUUUGGCAGCUUUGCGGCGAACGACUUCCCACUGGAUGAGAAGGUGGAUCCGCUGCUAGCGCACAAUCCGUUCAUGGUGACCGGAGAACGCUGGAAGACGUCCCGUCAGCUGCUGACCCCGAUCUUCACCGUGAGCAAGAUGAAGCAGCUCUUCCCGAUGAUGGAACAGGUCAGCAAGCAGUUUGUGGAGUACGUUGGUCGCCAGCUGGGAAAAGACGUGGAGGCAAAGUCGAUAUCGGCUGCAUUCACGACCCAGAAUGUGGCCGGGUGUGCGUUCAGCUUGGACGCGGAAUGUUUCGACAAUCCGAAGAGCGAGUGGCGCGAGAUGGGCAAGAAGGUGUUCCAGCCGACCUUUCUGGCCGGGAUCAAGUUCACGCUGAUGAUGUUUCUGCCGGUGGUGACGCACGUUCUACCAGUUCCGUUCGUUCCUACGGAAGUCAACGACUGGAUGAGGAACAUGGUGUCCAAACUGCUGGCAGAACGACGCACGAAGCCGGUUCAACGUGAGGAUCAGUUACAGUCGUUGCUGAAUUUGAAGACUAAAACUGAACUUACUGAGGAAAUGAUUGCGGGUCAUUCGUUGGCAUUCUUCACUGAAGGGUUCGAAACCUCUAGCACUACGUUGGGAUUCCUCAUUUACAAUUUGGCCGCCAACCCAGAAGUCCAGCAAAAACUCUACGAAGAGAUCAAGGCUGCCAUGGAGGCCAACAACGACACUCUCUCCUACGACGUGAUGCAGCAGAUCGACUACUUGGACUGGACGCUUCAGGAGAGCCUCCGGAUCAACCCGCCGCUUGCUUCGAUGACCAAACUUUGCACCAAAAACUACAGCCUGAAGCGCGAAAUCAACGGCCAGCUCGUGGGCACGUGGAUCAAGGCCGGAACGCCAGUUCUCAUCCCCUUGCUAGCCAUCCACAUGGACGCCAAGUACUAUCCGGAGCCGCAGAAGUUCCGCCCGGAGCGGUUCUGUCCCGAGGAGAAGGCUGCACGUGGCAGCCAGAUGGUUUACUUUCCGUUCGGGGAGGGGCCUCGGAUGUGCAUGGGAAUGAGAUUUGCCCAGACCCAGGUGAAGGUGGCACUGCUGCAGCUGGUGCUGAACUUUCGGAUGACCGUUUCGCCGAACCACAAACCGUUUGCACUGGACACGCGGACGCUGCUGGUGCAGGCCAAGGACGGGCUGACGGUGCGGUUUGAGAGACGAUAAAUCGAUACAUUGUUGAUAGGAGAUAAAAUUAACCGUUAUCAUGAAUACAGGUUUUUAAA
Molecule: messenger RNA, 1589 nt
Organism: Culex quinquefasciatus (southern house mosquito)
Lineage: Eukaryota; Metazoa; Arthropoda; Insecta; Diptera; Culicidae
Product: probable cytochrome P450 6a13
Exons: 6
Coding region: 1-1530 (509 amino acids)
Molecular function (GO): iron ion binding; oxidoreductase activity, acting on paired donors, with incorporation or reduction of molecular oxygen; heme binding
Source: RefSeq, a predicted model, not a curated record